Molecule: messenger RNA, 1364 nt
Organism: Leptomonas pyrrhocoris
Lineage: Eukaryota; Euglenozoa; Kinetoplastea; Trypanosomatida; Trypanosomatidae
Product: putative phosphoribosylpyrophosphate synthetase putativephosphoribosyl transferase
Exons: 1
Coding region: 288-1364 (358 amino acids)
Biological process (GO): purine nucleotide biosynthetic process; 5-phosphoribose 1-diphosphate biosynthetic process
Cellular component (GO): cytoplasm; ribose phosphate diphosphokinase complex
Molecular function (GO): magnesium ion binding; ribose phosphate diphosphokinase activity
Source: RefSeq, a predicted model, not a curated record
GGUAUUUGACGAGUCCGCUUCGACUGAUUUUCUGAUUCAGCGCUAUUUCAUCGACUAAUUGCUUCCAAUAGGUAACUUAGAAACAGAGAAAGCUCUCUUGAACUGCUCAGCUUCGUGGGAUAAUAUAUACAACAACAGCAGUCAAAAGCUAUUCCUAUAUACUUAUAUACUAACGUAAUUUAUUAGUGGCGUUAAUCCAGGAAGCGUUAAUAUCACCUGUAUUUAUCCGGCGUACGUAGUAAAGGUCACAAAGCAGACAGCACACUCAGCCAAGUACUUCAAUUUCGAUGUCAGGCGACUCUCCGCAGCCGCAGCCACACAAAGCUCAGCAGGUUGCCGCUGGUGAGACUUUCUUCUAUCGUCAGCACAUUCGCCCCGCUGUAGAAACCAGCUUCCGCAUUCGACUCAUCUCCGGCACCGCCAACCCUGAUCUGACCGACAACGUCGCCAAGUGCCUCAACGUAGAGAAGUGCCAAACGGAUAUCAAGCGCUUCGCCAAUGGCGAGCUGAACAUCAAGGUUGUGGACAACGUCCGCGGCGAUGACUGCUUCAUCAUCCAACCCACCUCUGGUAGUGAGAACACCGACGUAAACACGGCCAUGAUGGAGCUGCUGCUGCUCGUGCACACGCUGAAGCUGUCAUCGGCGAAGCGCAUUACCGCUAUUGUGCCGUAUUACGCCUACAGUCGUCAAGACCGCAAGAGUGAGCCGCGUGUGCCGAUCUCUGCGUCGGCGGUGGCGCAGCUGCUGCAGUGCAUGGGCGUGGACCGCGUCGUCACGAUGGAUCUACACUGCGGCCAGAUCCAAGGCUUCUUCCGCAACAUCCCCGUCGACAAUUUGCUGAUGUUUCCUGAGUUCGCCACGUACCUGAUGCGUCAGCCGUGGUUCGACAAGAACGAGACGGUCGUGGUCUCCCCCGACGCCGGUGGUGUGGAGCGGGCGAACGUGCUGGCGGAUCGCAUCGGUGCCAGUCACAUUGUCACCAUCUUGAAGCGUCGCAAGGAGGCGGGUAAAGUGGACUCGAUGCAGACGGUCGGUAACGUACAGGGUUACACCUGCGUCAUCAUCGACGAUAUGGUCGACACCGCCGGUACGCUGUGCAAGGCGUGCGACCUGUUGAAGGAGAUGGGUGCGACGCGCGUGAUUGCGUGUGCCAGUCACGGCAUCUUGACCGACCCCGCCUGCGAGCGCAUUAAUGCGUGCACGGCGCUAGUGGAGCUGGUGGUGUCGGACUCCAUCGAUCAGAAGGCGACGUCCGCGAAGUGCGAUAAGCUGACGGUGCUGACAACGGCGCCGUUGCUGGCGCAGGCGGUGCACAGCCUUCACAAGGAGGCCUCGCUGUCUUCGCUUUUCGUGAAGGUGUAA